CUCCUUCGCCUCCUUUCCCCAAGUGACCUUCGUCUGUGAAACUCUACCCCGCAAGUGAGGCAGCGAGGAGCGACUUCUUCUGAGAAUUUCACAGGACCGGGAGGCCUGCAACUGUUAAAAAUAUUAGUUCUCAAUGGAACCCAAAAAGGAAAUGGAGAUGAUGGUGAAGGUGGGUCCUUAUGGGCGGGGAGGCACACCUUGGGAUGAGAAAGGCAAAAGCAUGCUUACCCAGAUCUUCAUAUCCUAUGACAGCGAAAGGGUAUUUUCAAUACAAACUGCAUACAUUCAGGAUGGGAAAUUGCAAUUAUCUGAUAAACAUGGUGGAAAUGGAGCUACGUUCAAAACGGUUGAGAUUGAUUAUCCUUCUGAGUUUCUUACCGGUAUUAGUGGUUACAAAUAUUCUCUUCAAUGUAUGUUGAAGUCUUUGACGUUUGAAACCAACAAGAGAAAAUUUGGGCCGUUUGGGCCAGAGGAAGGCGAUCACUUCUGCAUUCAGAUGGGGACUAAGCGAUUCUUUGGAGGGUUUCAUGGAACUUCUGACGUACUCUGUCUCCGCUCAAUUGGAGUGUACUUGAAGCCUAUCAAUCCUUUGGAGGAUACUAAAUUACCUACUUCAACCGUUCAAGUAUUUAAAGCCUAUCAAUUUGGAGCAUAAUGAAUUACCUACUUCAACCGUUCCUAUGCGAUACUCAUUGUGAUAUUAUGACCUUAUUAUGACCUGUAAAAUACUCAUAAGCUACCCUAAGUUAUACAAAGGGUUCAAAGAAGAACUGGGAAUUAUAAGCUAGUGCCAAUCAGUCCUAUCAUUGCUCGAUUCGGCUGAUUGUGGGUUCAAGUUGAUACGCCCCAUUAUUACUUGUUGAUCCUGUGAAAGUGCUACUUGCCAUAUGAGAGCUUCGACUUCAGAGUUAUGAUCACUACUAUAGAGCAGCUAUUUUUGUUUUUA
Macadamia integrifolia is the source of this 946-nucleotide messenger RNA. Its product is annotated as inactive protein RESTRICTED TEV MOVEMENT 1-like. Bases 134 to 655 code for a protein of 173 amino acids. Gene Ontology annotation, molecular function: carbohydrate binding. The record is from RefSeq and is a predicted model, not a curated record. The transcript has 3 exons. NCBI's taxonomy places the organism in Eukaryota, Viridiplantae, Streptophyta, Magnoliopsida, Proteales, Proteaceae.